Molecule: messenger RNA, 2667 nt
Organism: Diaporthe citri
Lineage: Eukaryota; Fungi; Ascomycota; Sordariomycetes; Diaporthales; Diaporthaceae
Exons: 2
Coding region: 1-2667 (888 amino acids)
Source: RefSeq, a predicted model, not a curated record
AUGGGCGGCCAGCGGACUAUAACGUCGACGUGGAUGGGGACUGGCCAACCUGCUACCUCUCGGUCACCGGCGAAAAAGGGCGUCUCGUACAACUGGCAGCCUGCUACGGCCCAGCCCGCUCUUCAGUCAACACCUGCUCCCAAACCGACACCAGCUCAGCCAACACCUGCUCAGCCUGCUCCUCAGCCUCAGGGUCCUACCGGUCAAGCAACGGCAGCUCAAACCCCUGCUGUUCCCGUCACCAAGGACACUGCAGCUUCAGCCCCUACGUGGGUGACCAAUGAUCCUGCACAAGUCUUCGAGACACCAUCAUGGUCCGUCGCCAUCGCACCGCUUUGGGAAAAGGUCGAGUCUCUCCCGUAUCUGCCGCCUGGAACUCAACUGUGGGAUGCCGCGGCUUCUGUUCAUGUCUGGGCAACCAAUGACCCUGCGCUGGUUUUCAAGAUACCAUCAUGGGCCGUCACCAUCGCGCCGCUCUGGGCAUCAGUUGAGUCUCUGCCACGUCUGCCGCCUGGAACUCAACUCUGGGAUGCCGCAGCUUCUGUCUAUUUCUGGGCAACUAAUGACCCUGCACUGGUCUUCGAGACCCCGUCGUGGUCCGCAGCUAUCGCACCGCGCUGGGCCACUGUUCAGACUUUGCCACAGCUACCGCCUGGGACUCAAGUUUGGGAAUUCAAGGGCUCACUGGUCCCAGUUGUUCCUCAGCCUCCUGCAAGCAAUGACUCGAAACCAAUUCCUGCCGAUCAACCGACUUCGUCCCAUCCGCCGACGAAGCAUCAGCUUACGAUUCCUUCCGUCCAAGCACCAACAGAAGUCAUCCAUGAAUUUUCGUUUGACGAUUCCAUGCAAGCUCUCGUGGGCCAGUUGGUUACAUGCCAUGUGUCAGAGCCCGGCACAUGGGCUUGGUCAGAGCCAAGUGUCUUCGGCAUGUUCAUCAGGGACAAGAGCAAGCGCGAGAGCUUCCAUGCGCAUCUGGUCACCAUGGCGAAUACAAGGCUUCCAUCGAGUGACAGCAACGACGGGUUGAACAACGUCGAGCCCCAGCGGGGUGCCCAAGAAGCAGUCAUCCCACAGAGUUUGACUGCCCUUCCCACUACCGAGGACAAUGGCUCGCCGUCUGCCAGCCCUGAUGCAAUGGUCCAGGAACAGCCUUCAGUGGUGGUGGCUUCUCAGGAGAAUUCUGCUGGGCCUCAGCCCGUAGAACAAGCUGAUGUGCCAUUCCCAGACCCACCGCAAACUGCUACGGUCGCGGGUGUCCCCAACGAGAACGGCAGCUCCGAAGAGGUCAUGGAGACCGAGGAAUCGCAGUCCACCGAUCAGGGCGUCGCUGAACAGAUUCAUGUCCAAUUCUCCGGCACAGCACAAACUACUGCGGUCAUUGGUGUUCCUAAGAAUGGCGACUCAGACGAGGCCAUGGAGAUGGAGAGCUCUCAGCCCACUGGUGAAGGCAAGGAUGUUGCUGCACAGGGCGAGUCCGACCUCACAGCCAGCACGUUUCAAUUCGACAACGUGCCCCAGCUUUUUGCAGAGGUCAACAAUCCGUUUACCAAUGCACCGACCUUCCCAACCAGCAAUCCCCUAGUUACUGUCCCGCAGUUCGGUGGCCAAGUGCCCUUUUCUAUGGCGCCGACUGCAAAUGAUACGGCUUCGCAGGAACAGCCUUACGAGGUCGGUAGCGACGAGGACCCGAACGUCGAUCUUGAGUUCGACUUCAGCAAGCAUUUCAGGCGCGCUGCUCGAGCUCCUGCUGACGCUACUCCCGGCGCUCCGCCUGCUUCCAUUUCCCCGGCUGCUUCCUCUGCUGAGGUUCCAAGCUCUGCUGAGACCUCUUCUUCCUCUUCUGACGCGUCUCCUUCUUCCGAGGAGAUUUCCACACCCGAGGCUUCUCCUCCCGCUGAGACUCCUCCUUCUUCUGAGGCGUCUUCUCCCACCGAGUUAUCUCCUCCUGAUAAGGCUUCUCCCGCUCUCAACGCCCCCGCUGGUCCCAUUUCUCAAGCCUCUACUACUGUUUCGGCUGUGACGGUUCCUUUUUCUCCUCCCCCACUUCCCUCUGGCGGCCUUGAUCUCUCUGCUGUCGUCCCUCCGCCUGUUCCUCGAGGGGACAGAAAGAGGAUCAGGGACGCGGAAACCGAAUGGAUGUACGACCAGGAUUGCGAUCACUACGCCAAGGUGACUGUACUCGGGUGGACUCCUGCUGAAAUGAUGCAAGAGCAGUAUGAGCUGAGGAAAAUCAUGCUUGCACAAAUCAAAGCCAAUGCGCACAUCGCUUACGAUGAGGAGUAUGCCCUGCAGAUGAUGAACGAUAUGUUCUACGACAUCCUGCCGCGCCUCAUGUCCGAGCUCCUGUUCCCUCUUACCGAGUGGACAGAAGCCGAGCAAGAAGACGAAGCGAAAGCCUUGGUGGACUCCAUGCUCGAGGAGGAGCUCAACGAGAGGAGCUUCGAGAUAAUCCAGGAAGCGUAUAAGCCGAGCUUCCGGGUCAAGUUCCCCCUCUGUCGCGAAAACCUCUUCGAAGUCUUCUCCGAAUGGUACUUGAAGUUCCUCGCAUAUGAGCUCCCCUUCGUCGUUCACAAUAUGACAAAGGAAGAGAUCUUGGGCUUGAGUGAGCCCUUUGAGGAUGCCAUCUGGAAAUACAUGGAUGGUCAUCCUCCCAAGGACCGAGCUUGA